CAAUAAGAAUCAAAGAUGAUAUUGAUGGUGAACGACCGAAAGGGUCAACAUGGUGGUUCAAAAGAACCUCUUUGAGGGCCUUUUCCGGUGGGUAUGCGUGUUCUUGCCGUUGACUAUGAUCGAGCUUGUCUCAGAAUGUUGGAGCAGAUGCUUUUGAAAUGCCGUUAUAAUGUCACGGCUACAACUCGAUCAAGAAAGGCGAUAGAGAUGCUAAGGGAAAACAAAGUUAUAAGCGAUGUACAUAUGCCAGGCAUUGAUGGCUUUCAGCUUCUUGAACUAGUGGGACUUGAGAUGGACCUACCAGUUAUAAAGGCUGUUCCUAGAAAAUUUCUUGAACUGAUGAAUAUUGAAGGGCAAGCCAUCUUUAGGUAAAAAUUCAAAUUCCCUCUUUAUCAUAGGCCUUAAUUUGCAU
This is a messenger RNA of Arachis stenosperma, 412 nucleotides long. Its product is annotated as two-component response regulator ARR10-like. Lineage: Eukaryota; Viridiplantae; Streptophyta; Magnoliopsida; Fabales; Fabaceae. The coding region runs from base 94 to 372 and encodes 92 amino acids. Gene Ontology annotation, biological process: cytokinin-activated signaling pathway; phosphorelay signal transduction system. The record is from RefSeq and is a predicted model, not a curated record. The transcript is spliced from 3 exons.